CGGCCCCCCCUCCCAGCCCCCGCAGCCCGCGGUCCCACCCAAGCCUGUGCAAUGCGUCCACCACGUGUCCACUCAACCCAGCUGCCCGGGGCGGGGCAAGAUGUCCAAGCUGCUGAACCCAGAGGAGAUGACCUCCAGAGAUUAUUACUUCGACUCCUACGCCCACUUUGGGAUCCACGAGGAAAUGCUGAAGGAUGAGGUGCGGACGCUCACCUACCGGAACUCCAUGUACCACAACAAGCACGUGUUCAAGGACAAAGUGGUGCUGGAUGUUGGGAGUGGCACAGGGAUCCUUUCCAUGUUUGCUGCCAAAGCCGGGGCCAAGAAGGUGUUUGGGAUUGAAUGCUCCAGUAUUUCUGACUACUCAGAGAAGAUCAUUAAGGCCAACCAUCUGGACAACAUCAUCACCAUAUUUAAGGGUAAAGUGGAAGAGGUGGAGCUGCCUGUGGAGAAGGUCGACAUCAUCAUCAGCGAGUGGAUGGGCUACUGUCUGUUCUACGAGUCCAUGCUCAACACGGUGAUCUUUGCCAGGGACAAGUGGCUGAAACCUGGAGGGCUUAUGUUUCCAGACCGGGCAGCUUUGUACGUGGUAGCAAUUGAAGACAGACAGUACAAGGACUUCAAAAUCCACUGGUGGGAGAAUGUCUAUGGCUUUGACAUGACCUGUAUUCGGGACGUCGCCAUGAAGGAGCCCCUGGUGGACAUCGUGGAUCCAAAGCAAGUGGUGACCAAUGCCUGUUUGAUAAAGGAGGUGGACAUUUACACAGUGAAGACAGAAGAGCUGUCAUUCACAUCUGCGUUCUGCCUGCAGAUACAGCGCAACGACUACAUCCAUGCCCUGGUCACCUAUUUUAAUAUUGAAUUUACCAAGUGCCACAAGAAAAUGGGGUUUUCCACAGCCCCCGAUGCCCCCUACACCCACUGGAAGCAGACCGUUUUCUACUUGGAAGAUUACCUCACUGUCCGGAGGGGGGAAGAAAUCUACGGGACGAUAUCCAUGAAGCCAAAUGACAAAAACGUGCGAGACCUCGAUUUCACAGUAGACUUGGAUUUUAAGGGACAGCUGUGUGAAACAUCUGUAUCUAAUGACUACAAAAUGCGUUAGCACACGUGGGGAGCUGCAGAGAGUGAGCGAGACAGGAACUGUCACCUCGAUCUGCCGCGCUGUCCCAAAGAAUACUGUUUCAGGACUACACACUUGAAAAUCAGAGUUCUCAGCUCUGCCUUGAAGAUUGGUGAACUCAUCAGGGCUCCCGUGGGCCCACCCCUGGACGGAGGGCCCCCAACUCCUCUGCACUGCCCUGGGAGCCCUCCAUGAAGGCUUUGUUGUCACCAACAAAGAGUAGCCUCACGUGCUGGGGCUGGGGCCCCAAGGAUGGAAACAUACCCGUGUAUCCCCAAUGUCCUGCCUAACUGACUCUCUGGAUCUUCCAAGUUUUGCAUGCUGCAGGCACCUAGGACAGAUUGCUUCCACUAGAAUCUGGAGACAUAGUGUCUUUGAUAGCAUAAGCCAGAUUCCCCGUCUGUGCGGUGGUGUAUGGUGCGUGUGUGUGUGUACAGCAUAUAUAUUAGUUUACUUACCCACGAGCGCUGUAUAUGCACACAUAUACAACCAGUGGCCACCCUUACGUAUUCAUUCAGAGGGGUGUGUGCGUGUGUGCGCGCGCGUGCAGACUCGAGGUCACUCCCAGAGGAGAUUCUGUUGCUUUCAAAUAGGAAUUUGUUUCGUGAUUAGUUCUCCCCUUUCCCAUCCCUUUACAGAUGUUAAGCAGCCACGAAUCAUUCUCUGUACUAGCUCUGGUCUCCUUUUGACUAGACCGUGGCUCCGAACCCCGAGCAUAGCUCCACAGACUCUGUGGGCGCUCAAUAAACACACGUGACAACCAA
Messenger RNA from Galeopterus variegatus (Sunda flying lemur), 1887 nucleotides. RefSeq names its product protein arginine methyltransferase 8 (gene PRMT8). Lineage: Eukaryota; Metazoa; Chordata; Mammalia; Dermoptera; Cynocephalidae. Gene Ontology annotation, cellular component: plasma membrane. The transcript has 9 exons. Gene Ontology annotation, biological process: peptidyl-arginine methylation. The coding region runs from base 101 to 1105 and encodes 334 amino acids. The record is from RefSeq and is a predicted model, not a curated record. Gene Ontology annotation, molecular function: protein-arginine N-methyltransferase activity.